AUGUCUUCCCACGUAACCUCUGUGAACCACUCCAUGGAGAGUACCAGCAGCAGUCUGCAGCGCUCUGGUCUCGGCAUGAGUGUUGGGGAUACAAAGUCCAUCGUUCUCGCAUUACAGGCACUGCAGGAGAAAAUACGCCGACUCGAACAGGACCGCAAUCAUCAUCAAGAUCAGUAUGAGAAGGCACUGCGGGCUCACGAGGUAUAUAAACAAGAUGUCGAACAUCAGUUGGAACAAGAACGGGCGAAUCAUCGACAACGGGAAAAGGAAUUGCAAGAGAUGGUGCAACGGGCCAUAGCAGAGAAAACAAGACUUCAAACUACAUUAGAGGAAAGUAGAAAAGAUUUGGGGACAUUUCGUACAGAAUUAGAGGAAAUGCUCGCAAAGGAAUGUGAAACUGCACAAAAACGGGAAAAUGCUUUAGCUACUGAAGUGGAAAAAUUACGCCAGGAAUUACAAGAAGAACAAAAACGACGUCGUACACUUCUCACCUCUAUUGAAGAGCUUCGUGUUGAGAAAGAGGCAGCACUUGACAGAAACCUUCAAUUGGAACAAGCCAUAGGGGAAAUAACACAUACCCGGGAAGCAAAUGGAGAAAACAGAUCACAUUUACGUAAUGGAGAUGUCAGUCGAUUGACAUCAGAGAGACAUAAACGUAAUAGUAGUAUGAGUGGACGUCGUCGUUGUGUGGUUCGUCAAGGUAGCAAUGGGGUGAAGUAUACAUUCGAUCAUGUAGAUAACUCCCAUCGAUCUGGUAAUACCCGACAGAGGGAGAGUCGACCAUCUUCUGCACUUCGAUCCAACAGUGCGAGACAUACAUAUAGAGAUCCAACGUAUUCUUCUAUUCAACGUGAUAUUCGACAAGGCGGUGUAGGCCACAAUCAAGAGGGUAAUGCCACCAUCACGACUAGUACAGUUCCUGUUCCCACACCUCACGGCGGUGAACAGGGACGACCACACUCCCGUUCUGCCAUGGGCGUGACGCCUCGCACCCAACCGACGGUUGCACUUGAAGGCGGAAGAAGAAAUGAUGCCAUUGCCGAAGUCCGCCAGGAACUGCAGGAUGAGUUAAAUGGUCUUCACCAGCAAUAUAAGGAAACGGUGGAGCGGGCCGCACGCGAAGAUAUUUCCCCGGAGGUCGUCACCGCCACGUUGAGUCGACUCGCCAACGUGAUGGACCGCAAGGCGGAACAAAUCCGGUUGAUUGCGGAGGCCCAACACGACAUGACGGCGGCCGGCGUCGCGGUGGAGGUGCCGACCUCGCGGCCGACGAGUGCCCCGCGGCGGGCCUCACCGCCGGUGGGAGCCGACAAGACCACGCAGCGCAAUCUCAUCGUGAAUGAACUCCGCUCCAUUUUCUCGCAGCAGCAGCGCCUGUAG
This is a messenger RNA of Trypanosoma theileri, 1380 nucleotides long. RefSeq lists its product as uncharacterized. NCBI's taxonomy places the organism in Eukaryota, Euglenozoa, Kinetoplastea, Trypanosomatida, Trypanosomatidae. Gene Ontology annotation, molecular function: microtubule binding. The record is from RefSeq and is a predicted model, not a curated record. The transcript has a single exon. Bases 1 to 1380 code for a protein of 459 amino acids.